Salvelinus namaycush (lake trout) is the source of this 888-nucleotide messenger RNA. Its product is annotated as GTP-binding protein REM 2-like. NCBI's taxonomy places the organism in Eukaryota, Metazoa, Chordata, Actinopteri, Salmoniformes, Salmonidae. Gene Ontology annotation, molecular function: GTP binding; GTPase activity; calcium channel regulator activity. The coding region runs from base 1 to 888 and encodes 295 amino acids. Gene Ontology annotation, cellular component: plasma membrane. The transcript is spliced from 4 exons. The record is from RefSeq and is a predicted model, not a curated record.
AUGUUUCUUACCACCGCUCCCCCUCUGAGAAGAGGAAGCACACCUCUACCAAUCAAGCACCAGCUGAAGCGGGAGGAGGCCGUAUCAGAGGACCGUGAUUGGAUACCAGGGAUUGACAAACCAUCCACACUGCCAAUCAGUGACACUGUUUGCCAGGAUGAAUCAUUUGGUCAGGCGGCGGAGGGGUAUCAUGGGAGUGCUAUAAGGAUCGUACUACUUGGGCAGAAUGGGGUUGGAAAAUCAUCGCUGGCUCUGUCCCUGGCUGGACUGUCAGACAGAUCUCUGUCGGUGGACUCUGAAACAGCCUGUGGAGAAGGCUACGAGCGCACAGUGUCCGUUGACGAUGAGGAGAGUUCAGUGAUCAUUUAUGACAACUGGAAACAGGACCUGUCCACGCUGCAGUGUGAGGUGGUUGUCCUGGUGUUCUCGGUGACUGACAGGAGGAGUUUCCAGCGCACUGCACAGCUCCGCCUCAUCCUCAGGGAGUCACUGCCCCACACUCCCAUCAUCCUCGUGGGCAACAAGAGUGACCUUGUCCGUUGUCGAGAGAUCAGCACAGAGGAGGCCCACUCCAGUGCCAUGAUAUAUGACUGCCAAUAUCUGGAGCUGUCUGCCUCCCUGGACCACGGUACCACCGAGCUGCUGGAGGGGGCAGUGAAGGCUGCCAGGGGUGACUGCGUGGGGCCAGGCUGGACGGAGGGGGACCCCGGGGCGGGGCGCAGGGAGAGCCUGACCAGCAAGGCCAAGCGCUUCCUGACUGGCCUGGUGCCACGCUCCUACGGCCGAGGAGACAGGGACCGAGGCCAAUACAGGGAGAUGAGCAGACACCGGGGGAGCAAGAUCCUCCGACAGAAAUCACGCUCUUGCCAUGACCUCAGUGCAAUGUGA